Mycotypha africana is the source of this 1560-nucleotide messenger RNA. RefSeq lists its product as uncharacterized. The record is from RefSeq and is a predicted model, not a curated record. Lineage: Eukaryota; Fungi; Mucoromycota; Mucoromycetes; Mucorales; Mycotyphaceae. The coding region runs from base 493 to 1296 and encodes 267 amino acids. The transcript has 3 exons.
UAUCAUGAUUUAUUGAGUGAGUUCCUCCAUUUAGACAAAUUAUUACAUUCACCUUAAUUGAUACAUAUAGUUUAUAUCAAUUAGAUGCUGCCUAUGAAACUUUUCAAUUGAUAGAUAGGUAUGUAUAGUUGGCAUUAUCUGCAGUCGGACCAUUGAAAGCAACCAUUUAAAACGGGUACAGUCAACGCUUCAGUACAAGUUGAAGAAAGUUAUAGAAGACUAAGAUCUGCAAAAGCAAUCUUCUGACAAUUAAACAAAUUUUUUAAACUCCUUUUCCCCUAGAAUUAAUAAAAAAAAAAAAAAAAAGUCAUUUUCCUCAUCAUACUAUCACUUGAAAUUAAUCAACCAUGUCCACCCAAUACUCCAAAACAAAUGUUAACAUUCUCAAAGAACACAUUAAAACUCUUAUGGCAGACAAACGUACAGUAAUUUAAUCAAAUUCCAACAUUGUCUUGAACCUUAAAGAAAAAUAAAUCCAACUUUUCAAUAGCCAUGGAAUUGAUUAUUGCGUUCAAAGAACAUCUUCAAGAAACCAACUUUGAACUAACAAUUUCAGGAGAACAAUCAAUUUUGAUGCAAUCCAACCAGUGCUUUGACUUUCUUCCUAUAAACAACCACCACACACCAACAUCAUCACGUCCACCACAACAACAACCAUUACCACCAUUAUCUCCCCAACAGCAACAACCAUUACUGCCAUCACCUCCGCCGCAAGAACAAUCAUUACCACCAUCACCUACACGACAAAACCGCACCCUUCGAUUAAAUCGAACCCUAGCAUCACCCUACGCAUCACCCACACCUCCAAAAAAACAGAAAAAAAACAAAACAACUUAUAGACAACAAGAUAUUACGACAUUUGUCAGGAAACUAAACGAACUAAAAGAAACCACCCCUCAACUUACCUACCGCCCUCCCUCACCUAUCACCUUAACAAUAAAACCGAAUGAAUCAACAAUAAACAACAUGACCAUGAGGGAAAUUCUGGACGCAUACGAUACAUUUGCCAAAAAUGAACUUCGUAUGCAUUUCAGCCGCUAUUACAUGGCAUACCAAUUUUACAAAAAAACAGAAACAUACGAAUACUCAGACGCAGAACUGUACAGACAACAGUUCCCAAACAAUAAGAAAAUGCAAGACAAAUGUUCAAAAAUUAACACAGAAGGAAAAAAAGUCGACAUCAUUGCCACUUACAUUGGUGGCAUUGAUAAACUUUACAAUGAAGCAAUACUUGAUCGAAGAUUUAGCUUAUAUAACUUUACAUUAGCUAACUUACGAAAAGUGUUGAAACAAUAGACCAAAUGAACAGUCCAAUUUUACCGCCAUUGCAUAGCUUGGAAAUUGUACAAAUUCGCUGCUAACGACCCACUCGGUCAAGUUCACUUUUCCAAUCUGGCCCUUCCAGAAAAUUAAAGUAUGGUAAAAAAGAUAGCAAAACAUCGCUCUAGAAGGCCACAAAGUGGGACCUUUUCACGCAAAUACUUGGAGGCGUCGAAAAACUGUACAAUGAACCAUUCCUCGACCUUAAUAUACUUUACACAACUUUGAUCUCAAACAUGU